This is a messenger RNA of Myotis lucifugus (little brown bat), 7714 nucleotides long. It is a transcript of the gene SLC4A7, whose product is annotated as solute carrier family 4 member 7. The transcript has 24 exons. Gene Ontology annotation, molecular function: monoatomic anion transmembrane transporter activity; solute:inorganic anion antiporter activity; sodium:bicarbonate symporter activity. NCBI's taxonomy places the organism in Eukaryota, Metazoa, Chordata, Mammalia, Chiroptera, Vespertilionidae. The record is from RefSeq and is a predicted model, not a curated record. Gene Ontology annotation, biological process: transmembrane transport; auditory receptor cell development; bicarbonate transport. Gene Ontology annotation, cellular component: apical plasma membrane; basolateral plasma membrane; plasma membrane.
AUGAAAAUAAUUUCUUUUUAGGGUCCUGAUGAAGAAGCUGUUGUGGAUCUUGGCAAAACCAGCUCAACUGUGAACACCAAGUUUGAAAAAGAAGAACUAGAAAGUCACCGAGCUGUAUAUAUUGGUGUUCACGUCCCAUUUAGUAAAGAGAGUCGUCGACGUCAUAAGCAUCGUGGACACAAGCAUCACCACCGGAGAAGAAAAGAUAAAGAAUCAGAUAAAGAAGAUGGACGGGAAUCUCCUUCUUAUGACACUCCAUCCCAGCGGGUCCAGUUCAUCCUCGGGACGGAGGAUGACGAUGAGGAGCACAUCCCGCAUGACCUCUUCACGGAGAUGGACGAGCUGUACUACAGAGAUGGCGAAGAGUACGAAUGGAAAGAAACUGCCAGAUGGCUGAAAUUUGAAGAGGAUGUUGAAGAUGGUGGUGACCGGUGGAGUAAACCCUAUGUGGCAACUCUCUCUUUGCACAGUCUUUUUGAACUAAGAAGUUGCAUCCUAAAUGGAACAGUCAUGCUGGAUAUGCGAGCAGGCACUCUAGAUGAAAUAGCAGAUAUGGUAUUGGACAACAUGAUAGCCUCUGGCCAGUUGGAUGAGUCCAUUAGAGAGAAUGUCAGAGAAGCCCUUCUGAAGAGACAUCAUCAUCAGAAUGAGAAAAGAUUCACCAGUCGGAUUCCCCUUGUGCGAUCUUUUGCAGAUAUAGGCAAGAAACAUUCUGACCCUCACUUGCUUGAAAGGAAUGGGGAAGGCCUUUCAGCCUCCCGCCACUCUUUGCGAACAGGCCUGUCUGCCUCAAACCUUUCACUGAGAGGAGAAUCACCUUUAUCUGUUCUUCUCAGUCAUCUUCUCCCUUCUGCGAGAGCUGGAACCCCUGCAGGCUCGAGGUGUACAACCCCAGUGCCCACCCCUCCAAACAGCCCUCCUUCUAGCCCUAGCAUCAGUCGCCUGACCUCCAGAAGUUCCCAACAGAGUCAGCUGCAGGUCCCAGAACUACUGGUUUCUCCUGCCAGUGAUGAUAUUCCCACAGUAGUAAUUCAUCCGCCAGAGGAAGACUUAGAAGCAUCGAAAGGCCAGGAGCAGAAGAAUGAGGAAAAUGUUGACAUAACUCCAGGUAUUUUGGCCUCUCCACAGUCUGCACCUGGAAACUUGGACACUAGUAAAAGUGCCGAGAUUAAAGGUAAUGGAGGUGGAGGAAGCAGAGAAAAUAGUACUGUUGACUUCAGCAAGGUUGAUAUGAAUUUCAUGAGGAAAAUUCCUUCGGGAGCUGAGGCAUCCAAUGUUCUGGUGGGAGAAGUAGACUUUUUGGAAAGACCGAUAAUCGCGUUUGUGAGACUGGCUCCCGCUGUUCUCCUCUCAGGGCUGACUGAAGUCCCUGUUCCGACCAGGUUUUUGUUUUUGUUACUGGGUCCAGCAGGCAAGGCACCACAGUACCAUGAAAUUGGAAGAUCAAUAGCAACUCUCAUGACAGAUGAGAUUUUUCAUGAUGUAGCUUAUAAAGCAAAAGACAGAAAUGACCUCUUAUCUGGAAUUGAUGAGUUUUUAGAUCAAGUAACUGUCCUACCUCCAGGAGAGUGGGAUCCUUCUAUACGCAUAGAGCCACCAAAAAGUGUUCCUUCUCAGGAAAAGAGAAAGAUUCCUGUAUUUCCCAAUGGAUCUGCCCCCAGCUCGGGUGAAACGCAUAAAGAGGCCGCUGACCAUGCUGGGCCUGAGCUACAGAGAACUGGACGGUGGAGUGCAAUAGAGUCUCUUUUUGGAGCAUCAUUAACUGGGAUUGCCUAUUCGUUGUUUGCUGGGCAACCUCUAACAAUAUUGGGGAGUACAGGUCCAGUUUUAGUGUUUGAAAAAAUUUUAUUUAAAUUCUGCAGAGAUUACCAGCUUUCCUAUUUGUCUUUAAGAACCAGUAUUGGUCUGUGGACUUCUUUCUUGUGCAUUGUUUUGGUUGCCACAGAUGCAAGCAGCCUUGUGUGUUAUAUUACUCGAUUUACAGAGGAGGCUUUUGCAGCUCUCAUUUGCAUCAUAUUCAUCUACGAGGCUUUGGAGAAGCUCUUUCAUUUAGGAGAAAUAUAUGAAUUUAAUAUGCACAACAAUUUAGAUGAACUGACCAGCUACUCAUGUGUAUGUAUGGAACCUCCUAACCCUAGCAACGAAACUCUGAAGGUGUGGACGGAAAAAAAUAUAACGGCACAUGAUAUUUCCUGGGGCAAUCUCACUGUCUCUGAAUGUAAAACCUUUCACGGUGAAUUUGUAGGAUCAGCUUGUGGUCAUCAUGGGCCUUAUAUUCCAGAUGUGCUCUUUUGGUGUGUUAUCUUGUUUUUCACAACAUUUUUUUUGUCCUCAUUCCUCAAACAAUUCAAGACCAAGCGCUAUUUUCCUACUAAGGUGCGAUCGACAAUCAGUGACUUUGCUAUAUUUCUCACAAUAGUAAUAAUGGUCCUAAUUGACUACCUUGUAGGAGUUCCUUCUCCUAAACUUCACGUUCCUGAAAAAUUCGAGCCUACUGAUCCAAAUAGGGGCUGGAUUAUAAACCCACUGGGAGAAAAUCCUUGGUGGACCUUAUUAAUAGCUGCUGUUCCGGCUCUGCUGUGCACCAUUCUCAUCUUUAUGGAUCAACAAAUUACAGCUGUAAUCAUAAACAGAAAAGAGCACAAAUUGAAGAAAGGAGCUGGCUAUCACCUUGACUUGUUCGUGGUCGGAGUUAUGUUGGGAGUGUGCUCUGUCAUGGGACUUCCAUGGUUUGUGGCUGCAACAGUGUUGUCGAUAAGUCACGUCAACAGCUUAAAACUUGAAUCUGAAUGUUCUGCUCCAGGGGAACAACCCAAGUUUUUGGGAAUUCGUGAACAGCGGGUCACGGGGCUAGUGAUUUUCAUUCUAAUGGGCCUGUCUGUGUUUAUGACGUCAGUACUAAAGUUUAUUCCAAUGCCUGUUCUCUAUGGUGUUUUCCUUUACAUGGGAGUUUCCUCAUUAAAAGGAAUCCAGUUUUUCGACCGUAUAAAAUUAUUUGGCAUGCCUGCUAAGCAUCAGCCCGACCUGAUAUACCUCCGCUACGUGCCUCUCUGGAAGGUCCACAUUUUCACGGUCAUUCAGCUUACCUGUCUGGUUCUUUUGUGGGUAAUCAAAGCUUCGGCUGCUGCCGUAGUUUUUCCCAUGAUGGUUCUUGCAUUAGUCUUUGUACGUAAGCUCAUGGAUCUGUGUUUCACAAAGAGAGAACUAAGUUGGCUUGAUGAUCUCAUGCCAGAAAGUAAGAAAAAGAAGGAAGACGACAAAAAGAAAAAAGAGAAAGAGGAGGCUGAACGGAUGCUUCAAGCUGACGAUGACACUGUGCACCUUCCGUUUGAAGGGGGAAGUCUCUUGCAGAUUCCGGUUAAGGCCCUAAAAUAUAGUGUUGAUCCCUCAGUUGUUAACAUAUCAGAUGAAAUGGCCAAAACUGCACAGUGGAAGGCACUUUCCAUGAAUACUGAGAAUGCCAAAGUAACCAGAUCUAACACGAGCCCUGAAAAACCUGUGAGUGUGAAAAUAAAUAUUGAAGAUGAACCAACAAAGAAAUACAUGGAUGCUGAAACUUCGUUAUAGAAUUGAACCAAGAGGAAUUAUAUAUAUAUAUAGAUAUACAGAUACAUAUAUAUAUAUAAUGUGUGUAUUUCAUGUCACUAUAACAAUAUUGUAUGUCAUGCUAUUUAUGCGUGACCACUUGGUUUUUAAAAGUGGUGUCUGAAGUUUGUUAGGGGUGCCAUGGAGACUGUGUAUAUAAAGAAAUAGUCUUUUAGAAGUGAGGUAUAUGGUUCUUACAAUUCAAAUAUUUAUUGUGAUGAAAAAAAUUGUUCUGUUCAAUAGAAAGAUGUGGGGAAAUGCAUUCAAUGUACAUUUAUUUAAAUUUGUUUAUCAGUGACAAUUCAUACCAAUCUUAAGUGAUGUGUACUUUGUCCAUAUAUUUCUAAUUUUAACUUGAGUUACACACAUUAUUUCACUUGUGUUAGUGCUUUAUGGGAAGAACAGGGGAUCGUAUGCCAGUGCUGUGGGACAGAAUAUGAACAUGUCAUGGCUUCUCUUUGUGUGUUUCAUUUAUAUAGAUGCCCAUCAUGUUUCACAAGCGAUGGAAUUUUUUCGCUAUAGAGGUAGAACAAUGGAAACUUUCUAGAUAAGAACUUUAGUUUUGACCCUUUUUUAAAAAUUUUAUUUUAAAUCUUUAAGACCUCCAUAGCUAGGUUUCAUUCAGAUAAGUAAAAUUGCAGAUGAUUUAUAAUUUAACUCCCAUCCCAGUCAUACAUUUAUGAAUUUUAGAAACUAUAAAAUGCUAGUUACAGUAGUUAAAUUUUGUUGCCUUUGUAGAAAUUUUUUUCUGAUUUCUAAUACUUUAUUAGAGCCCAGAAUGCUCACUCUAUUCUCUGCCUUUGCUGUCUUUUACUUAAGUGUUGUUUAGUUUGUAUCAGGUUCAAGGUUUUGAUUAUUUUUCUAUUAUAAGUAGUACGAUGAAAUAAUCAGGAGUCAGAAUUCUCUUAAAUGGGUUUAUGAUCAGUAUUACUUUAUUCUAGUAGGAUUUACCUUUCAUUUUCUGUUUACAUUGUUCUUUCUAUUGUAUAGAUAAUAUUUAAUAGAUUGUUAUAUGUGAUUUCAUUUUUAAAUAUUUUAUUUAUUUUAAUUGAUAUGAUGCUUAUGUAUUAUAUACAAACAUUUGAAAAGGUAACAAAUAUAGAGUAAAUUGUUAAUGUAAAUAGUUGGUGCUGAUUGCAUUUACAGUUUCUUAUCUGAAAGCAGUUGACAGAUUUUACAUCUUUAUAUAAAGCACUGCCAUAUUUGUAUUUUAAAAGGAAUUUGGAAAUUUUAUGUAUAGCUCAGAUUGAUGGCAUUCUUUCUGUUUUGUGUUAGUAUUUGUUACUUAAUUUUUGAUCUUCUGAGCUGUCUUUUAACUUCUAGCAAAUCUUUUUAGUCAUCUUUUUUCUACUCUUAGCUCCACAUGAAAUAAAUAAAUGUUCUUGUUAAGCCUGUAGGACUGGAUGAAUGGGGUUGUGAAACUAAUUUGGCAAGAGGAUAGUUUAAUGACAGCUAAAUGAAUAUUGAGAAGCCCCAGAAAUAUUUAAAAUAGUGACAUGAACAGUAGGAUGAAAAUAUUAGUGAAAUUACAAUGCUCCCUUUAAUCAUUUCUAAUUAAAGUACAAAAGUAUGAAGAAUGAUCUUAUAUAGAGGAUCAUGAGAAAUGCCCAAAACUGAUAUUUUAGCAAUUCGGAAUGCUUUUAAAAUUUAUUCUAAAAUACUUAAUAACUAAUGUAAUUUACCCGCCUGAGACUGUAUUAUCAGAUCUAGUUAAAAUAACAGAUUUAGCUUAUGCCUCAGAUGGGAGGUUGCAAAUGUAGCCACUUUUAAGUAGAAAAUAUAGCUGGCAUCAUUUGGUACUGCCUAAAAAAGAGUUCUACUCUAUUGACAGUUGAUAAUAGAGUAUUUAUUACCCACGGUGCUUGUUAUUGUUCUUGCGCUUCCAUUGAAGUGAUUCCUUUUUGUUCAUAGCAGCAUCAUCAUUUCCAAAGACCCCCAGUAUUUGCUGCUGUAUUUUGUAAACUCCCCUGAUGUACAUGAAUAGGAGAAUUUCCUCACAUAAUUUCCUUAUGUCUGGACAUCAUAGGGUUAACAAAUGUGCGUUAUUUUAUAAGAUGUAAUUUUAAAAUUUAAACUGAAAACUACCUGGGAUCAUAGUGUUUCUGUGAUUUUAUUUAAUUAUGUAUAGUGAUUGUCCAGUGCCAGAAAAACCAUGACUUGCAAAAUACUUUGCACUCAAAAUAUUUUUAGUAUGUUUCAAAUUUGAUAAUGGUUUCUGCUUUCUUUUGACUACUUGACUUAUAAAAUGAUUUGAUAUGACUACUCCAUUGAAGAGCAAAGGUAACUCAAGUUUAAGUAAUUAACUGCUUGUUUUAUAUGGUUAUAUUAUUCCACUAUUUUUGAAAAAUAACAAUCAUGGAUAGCAUUCAUUGCCAGAGAGUGAAAAAUAUAAUUUACUACAUAUAUUGAUUCUUAAAUGUUGCCUUAAAUAGGUGGAAAUGAGCAGUAGUAAUUGCUAUGUACUGAUUUACCUCAAGGUGCAAAAUAAUUCAACCUGUACAUAUUCCAUUUACGAAAUAAGUUCACAGACACAGCUCUGCACUUUCUUAGAUGCCUUGGUUUCCAGGAUGGAGCUUAGUGCUACUGAAUACCCUGGCCCCAGAGCCACCUCAGGAUAUUCUUCUCUCCACCCUAUUUUAUUUAUUUAUAGACACUGCUUACAAAGACUAUAAUGAAUCCUGAUGCUGACCAUCUGAAAUUUCCUUUUUUUGAAUGCUGCUUCAUUCUAAAAUAGCAGCUUUUGAGAAAACAGUGAACUAAUUUCAUUAUGACAAAAGGAUGAUUCUGUAUAUUCUCUAAUAAUAUUAGGUAUGCCGAGUGAAGCACACAAUCUUUCUAAUGGUGUUUGUGUGCGUGUGUGUGUGUGUGUGUGCGUGCGUGUGUGUGUGUGUGUGUGUGUAAGUGGUUUAUCAAAUCUUAAAUCUCUCAAGUUGUUUAACAAAGCUGUGGCGUUUCAACGUUCACAUUUGCCAAGUCUUCUGUAAAACAUGUAGGACAAAUUUUUUUAAUGUCCUAAUGUGUGUAUUUAUAAAGCAGAUUUCUUUACCACUCAAGAUUAAUUUUUGUUUUUUUCAUCCAAAAACAUUUCUUCUUUUUUCUUCACAUACUUAAAAUUUAUUGUAUGUAUAUAAUAGCUUUCUUUUUCCUUUUACAAAGACAGGUUCAAAAUUCUGUACAAAGAGAAAAUGGUUUCUGAAACUGAGGUAUGACAUCAGAGCUUGCUGUCUUGUCAGGAUUAUAUCAUGUACAUCAGUUCUGUGAAUGUGCUCAAGAAUUUUACAUGUGAAUCCUGUUUUAAAGUGCUCAGAUUUCAGAUACGUCAGCCAUUGAUACAACAUUUUAAUUAAAAGUUUAAUUUAAUGUUUUAAAUUUAUUUAUGUAGAUCACAUUGUUGUUAUAUGCAGUACAAAUAUGUGAAAUGUCUUUUGGUUUAGUCCGACAAUUAUUUAUUUUUUAGAAAGUAAACUUAAAGACUUUAAGGACAUUCAAAAUUUAAAAUAGUGUUCAGAUGAAAAAUUUGGCAAUUUAAUGUAAAGUUGAUUGUUUUUUAACUUUUCAAAAAUAUAAGUAUCAAUAGGAAAACAUAUUUGGAAAUGGAAUCAUCUAGAGAUCAUUUUAAAAAUUUAAUUUAUCAGCACAUAUUGACUUCUAUAGUUGACUUAGAAUAAUUGUUGAACCCCAGUUGUUUUUUAAAUCAUAUUUUUGUGCAUUGGUUGGUUUUUGUGUUUUGGCUUUUCUUUUGUUGCUUUAAUAUUGAAAGUUUUUGUUUUGUUUUGAUUUUUUCUGUAGAGGGGGUUAUCUUCCAAUGUUUACUAUGUUUAAAUAAGUAGAAAUUGAAUUUUAUUGUUCAUUUAUGUAAUAUUUGAUAGCUUGGUAUAAUUUCACAGUACAGUUCUAAUUUUUAUGACUUUUAUAAUUACAGUGAUAUUUUCUUUUGUAAUAAAAUCCAAAGUAAAUUAAACAUUUAAAACGUAGAACUGAUAUUUUUCAUUUAUAUGAAGUACAAGUCUCUACCAAGUCUAAUGUGAAUGACCCUGCCUUUUAAAUUUGUUUUAUAAUUGUUAGAAGAAAACUAUUUUUUGGAGAUGUUAUUGAAGUUGAAAGAGCAAUAAAAGUCUACUGAAUUAGU